Messenger RNA from Wyeomyia smithii (pitcher-plant mosquito), 1213 nucleotides. RefSeq lists its product as uncharacterized. Gene Ontology annotation, biological process: regulation of transcription by RNA polymerase II. The record is from RefSeq and is a predicted model, not a curated record. Gene Ontology annotation, cellular component: nucleus; transcription regulator complex. The transcript has 5 exons. The coding region runs from base 200 to 1042 and encodes 280 amino acids. NCBI's taxonomy places the organism in Eukaryota, Metazoa, Arthropoda, Insecta, Diptera, Culicidae.
AUUGUUGUUUGCCCGAGUUUGUCUCUCAUAAAAUUGGGGAGUGACAAACAGACAAUUUUUUUUUUGGUAAACGUCAAAGCAAGGCAGUUUUAACGCGUCCAACACUCCUGGAUUGUUUUUUCUGUAAUCUACCUACAGCUCCUGGAAUUUUGUUUGUAUCUAUUCUGAUCUUGUUUGUAUCUAUUCUAAUUGUAGCUCGAUGGCACAAAGGAAAACCGAAUGCAUGACUAUCAAUCAUGGUGAGCAUCAGAUCAAUGUGAACUGUUCUCCAAAAACUAAGCGGAUACUGGAAGUAGACUCAACAUGGCGAGCCAAACUAACUGCUGCCGCAAUGGACGACUGCGGGGAAGCAGUCCUUGAAGAGAUUUCCGAAUUUGCUAUGGAAAUGGAGGAACACCUGGAGGAACAUACUUUACAACCCUUGGAAGUUUUGUGUGAUGUUAGCAACAAAGUUGCGCAUGAACCAACAUACAAGAAAAGGAGACGACCGAAGGUUGACAUUACCUGGGAUGAGCAGAAUAUAGCUAACCUCAUAUCAGCCGUCGAGUGCCACGAAUGUUUGUGGAACGCUGGCAAUGUAUUCUACAAAGAUCGGGUUAAGCGAAAUGCUGCGUGGCAAGAGAUUGUUGAAAACGUUUUUCACCAAAAAUUUGAUACUGCACAACUGAACGCAAAGUGGACGAAUCUCCGGAUACAAUUUAAGUCUUACCAUUCUAAGGUUGAAAAAGGAGGCAAAUCAGGCCAAGCUGCCCUGCCGAAAACUUAUUGGAAACAUUACGGACAGAUGCUUUUCGUGUCGGCUGCCGAAGAGAAUUAUACACUGGAAACGGAAUCGAAUCUGGAUACGGAUCUCGAAAAUAUUUCCGACCAGCAGAUCACACCCAAGACACUAAAAAAAGCGAAUUACACAAACCACCUCAAGCGAGGAAACGAGAUCAGUAGCACUGGCUGGAAUGACGGCCGCACUAGACAAAAUGGCAAGUGUGGACAGUUUCCAAACAUUUGGGAACUUUGUUGCAGAAGAAUUGAGAAAAAUUUCUAACGAAAAGGACGCAAACAAGGUUCAACGAAAGCUAACGAGAAAUUUGAUAGAUUACUUAGAUGAGUUAGAGCAGGAGUAAUUUUGUUUCGUUUAUUGCUUUUAUGCAUUUUCCGACUGAUUUGCAUACCUUUGUUACUAGUGUACUUUCGUUAUCAGUAUAAUAAACAUAAU